AUGUACAGUUCCCCUCUUGCGGUGGACCAGCGUCGUUGUCCUUCCUUCUACACGGAGCCGGAAACUCAUCGUGCCCGUUCACUCGCGGCUGUUCUGCAGUCGACGCCGGCCUCUCUUUAUGAUGUCGCCUUCGACACCACACCGCCGCGGGCCCGCACGCCGCGUGAAGUUUACGCCGACAUGCGCCGCUGCGAUGCGGCCGCGCGGGAGCGGCGGGAGGCGGCCGUUGAGGCGCAACGCCGGCGGGAGUUGUCGCAGUGCCGCCCCGCCCCGCACGUCAGCGCCGUCGCCCGCCAACUCCAACGCGACGGGCCGAUCGUCGACCGGCUGCUGCGGCUGCACGACGAGCGGCGGCGGCUCGAGGAGCACCGGCGGCUCCACAGAGACCGCGAGGCCCAACAGCAACAACAGCGCGACGGGUGGUUCCGGCCGGCCAUCACGGAGCGCGGCAGACACGCCGAGGGCCGCGCCUUGAGUUUGGCGCAGCGGCCGCUCGAGUUGUGCCGCGAGGAGGAACGCGAACGCGAACGCGAACGACUCGCCGCCGCCGCCGCACGACACCGUCGCGAACACGAAACACGAACGGAGAGGAGGGGCAGUACACGAGCGAUGAGUGCACGCAGGAAUGAGUUGGCGCGGCGGGCAAGAGAGCGGGAUGGCGGGGAGGACAUCGCACGCAUAGAUGCUAUUCUCAUACGUGAUCGCAUCGCACAGCUUGAACGCUGGGAACAGCAUCAACAAGGCAUUCAAACACCGCACAACAACAACAACAACAACAACACCGCCUUCUCCCCACGCAUCACAGCAUACGCUGCAACUCUGGAUCGUGAUGAAAACAUCACGAAACGUCUUAUGACAGAUGCAAGACGCCGCAAUGAACGUUUACACGAAGAGUCAAAUGCAACACCACUCAACUCAACCACUAGUGGACGGGGACAGGCAUACACACCAACCAUUGACAGUGUCUCCGCUAUGAUUGCCGCUGGUUUACCAUCCUCCUCUAAUGAACGACUUAUGUCAGGUCUUAGGUGGCGGAACAAUAUCAACAACAACAACAACAAUAAUGUCAACAAUAGUAGUACUAGUAAUAAUAAUAAUACUAAUACUAAUAGUAAUAGUAGGAAUCAUAGUGGUGGUAUUUUCAUGGAUGAGGACCUUGGAGUUAAGGAAUAUGUGCCAUCCAUUCACACACCACGUAAUGGUGGGCCGAACAUAUCCUCACCGAGGCGGAAGAGCGACAUUUAUGAGAGAAUGUGUCUCUGGCAAAAACGGCGUGAUGAUAAGGUGCGAGAGCUGCGACACAUACUGCAAGAGGAGUCUAAAGAGCAGGAAGGAGUAAAGAACGAGGUAAACUCACUGAGAUCACCAGAUAUUCAACAAACAAAAUUCUUCCCCGUCGGUCCAUCCACACCGCGGUCACAAACUAUCGAAAGAGAAGGUGCAAAGACAGCUCUUGUGCUUUCCUUACUAAGAAAUCAGAUGAACAUAUCGUAA
This is a messenger RNA of Trypanosoma theileri, 1494 nucleotides long. RefSeq lists its product as uncharacterized. The transcript has a single exon. The record is from RefSeq and is a predicted model, not a curated record. NCBI's taxonomy places the organism in Eukaryota, Euglenozoa, Kinetoplastea, Trypanosomatida, Trypanosomatidae. The coding region runs from base 1 to 1494 and encodes 497 amino acids.